Anneissia japonica is the source of this 573-nucleotide messenger RNA. RefSeq names its product hyaluronan and proteoglycan link protein 2-like. The record is from RefSeq and is a predicted model, not a curated record. Gene Ontology annotation, molecular function: transmembrane signaling receptor activity; hyaluronic acid binding. Bases 1 to 573 code for a protein of 190 amino acids. Gene Ontology annotation, biological process: cell adhesion. Gene Ontology annotation, cellular component: plasma membrane. The transcript has a single exon. Lineage: Eukaryota; Metazoa; Echinodermata; Crinoidea; Comatulida; Comatulidae.
AUGUUGAAUGCAGAAGAUGCUAAGACAUGUUGCAGUACUAAAUUCAAUGGUCAUCUUGCAACACCUCUUGAGGUUUAUAAUAACUCUCUGUCACUAGGAGUUAACCUUUGCGUAAAAGGAUGGCUCUCAAAGAUGCUGGCAGGUAAUCCAUGUAAAGGACAUACGCCACCAGACUUCUGGCUUUAUCCGGCAGGUAAUUAUAUUCGCUUCAAGCCACUGACUAACGAAUAUCUGGCAUUUUGCUUGGUUCCACUAGCAAACCAGUCUUACACUGACCCUUUUCCUUCUCAUCGUGUCGUGAAUGGACGUGGAGAAAGUCGUUAUUCCUUGAACUACCAAGAUGCUCAUGCCUUGUGCAAUAGUCGCGGCGGCAGAAUGGCGACGAGAGCAGAAUUAGAGUACGCACACCAGUCAGGAUAUGACUGUUGUCAUGCUGGCUGGGUCACAAGUGGGGAAGUCAUUUACCCUGUUACACAGCCAAGAUCUGGAUGCAGUACGUAUUCAAGAGUUGUGAGCUGGGGCUUCAAAAACCUGAACACAUAUAAUGCAUCAGCCUACUGUUAUAUGCCGUAA